Molecule: messenger RNA, 3947 nt
Organism: Polyodon spathula (Mississippi paddlefish)
Lineage: Eukaryota; Metazoa; Chordata; Actinopteri; Acipenseriformes; Polyodontidae
Product: RING-type E3 ubiquitin-protein ligase PPIL2-like
Exons: 20
Coding region: 95-1693 (532 amino acids)
Biological process (GO): protein peptidyl-prolyl isomerization; protein polyubiquitination; protein folding
Cellular component (GO): catalytic step 2 spliceosome
Molecular function (GO): ubiquitin-ubiquitin ligase activity; peptidyl-prolyl cis-trans isomerase activity
Source: RefSeq, a predicted model, not a curated record
UACUUCAAGUUUGUUUGGAGCAGUUUAAUCAUCUCGCAGGAGCGGUUCUGUUACAGCAUAUUCUACCGAGGAUUGUAUUUACGACGCCGGCAAAAUGGGGAAAAGGCAGCACCAAAAAGACAAAAUGUACAUCACGUGUGCAGAGUACACCCAUUUGUACGGAGGAAAGAAAGCAGAAAUUCCCAAGUCCAGUUUCAGACGUUUGCCUUUUGAUCACUGCAGUUUGUCUCUGCAGCCGUUUGAGUACCCCAUGUGCACACCUGAAGGGCAUGUCUUCGACCUCCUGAGUAUAGUGCCGUGGGUUAAGAAGUUUGGAACCAACCCAGCCACUGGAGAGAAACUGGAAGCGAAAUCACUUGUCAAACUGAACUUCUUCAAAAACAAUGAAGGAAAAUACCACUGCCCCGUCCUCUACACAGUGUUCACAGACAACUCUCACAUCGUCGCCAACAUGAAAACUGGAAACGUGUUUUCUCACGAGGCGGUGGAACAGCUCAACAUCAAAACCAAAACUUACAGGGACCUGCUGUCGGACGAACCCUUUGCAAGGAAAGAUCUCAUUACUUUGCAGGAUCCUACAAACCUGGACAAGUUCAACGUGUCAAACUUUUUCCACGUUCAGAACAAUAUGAAAGUUACAGAUCCAGAUGAGGAGAAGGCCAAGCUGCACCCGGAGUACCACCUCAAAACCACCAAUCUGGAGACUCGGGAGACUCUGGCGGAGCUCUAUAAAGACUACAAAGGGGACGAGCUGCUGGCCUCCACCAUGAAGCCUGCCGAGAAGAAGAACACCGACAAACUGAACGCGGCUCACUACUCCACAGGAAAAGUUUCAGCUUCCUUUACCUCCACCGCAAUGACACCUGAAACAAUCCAGGAAGCAGAUGCUGUUGCGGAUGACACUGUGCGUUAUCAGUAUGUAAAGAAGAAAGGAUACGUGCGGCUACACACCAAUAAGGGGGACCUGAAUUUGGAGCUACACUGCGACAUGGUACCGAAAGCAUGUGAAAACUUCAUUAAACUGUGCAAGAAAGAAUACUACGAUGGCACCGUCUUUCACAGAUCCAUCCGGAACUUUAUGAUUCAAGGAGGGGAUCCCACGGGAACAGGGACAGGUGGGGAGUCAUUCUGGGGAAAACCUUUCAAAGAUGAAUUCAAACCCAACCUCUCGCACAAGGGCCGCGGGGUCCUCAGCAUGGCAAACUCGGGACCAAAUACCAAUAAAUCGCAAUUCUUCAUCACAUUUCGUUCCUGCACCUAUCUGGACAGGAAGCACACAGUGUUUGGGAGAGUGGUUGGGGGUUUUGAAACACUAACUGCAUUGGAAAACGUGGAGAGUGACCCCAAAACAGACCGCCCAAAGUCAGAGAUUAAACUUCUGAAUGCAACAGUCUUUGUGGAUCCCUAUGAGGAGGCAGAUGUCCAGAUUGCAGCCGAGAGGGAGAAGACUCUUCAGGAGGAGGCAGAGGAGAAAGCCAAAGCGAAUGCCGUCCUUCCAAAGAGCAAGGACAGCCAGGCCCCAAAGACCUACCGGCCCGGCGUGGGCAAAUACAUCAACACAGUUACAACUAAGAGGACGGCCAGUGCCGAGGACAGUGGCCCCUCGACCAGCGGAGCCUCUGCCUCGGCAGCUGCUUCAGCAAGCAAGAAGCUGAAGGGAAAGACGGGCUUCGGGGACUUCAGCUCCUGGUAGAGCAGGGAGAGACUGAAGCACAGUGGCACGCAUGGAGCAGACUGCAACUCUGGGAUAGAGGUGACCAGUAAGAGACCUUUUCUGUAGAAUAAGGUCUAAGAAAAUGUAUUACUAUUUUUUUUUUUUUAUUCAUUCUACGUGCAAAGAGGAUUUUUUUUUCAUUAUUAAAAUUCACUUUCUCUGCUUGCAAACUAUUUUUUUUUUUUUGAGGAAAGAUCUAAUAAAAGUGACGUUGAAAAUGACAAUUUCCAGCCACUGUGCUUGUUGAGUCGGACUGGAUUACAUACAGGCCUCCUAACCCUUUUCAAGGCUGUGGUGGUUCAAGCUGUUGCCUGGAGUCCUGGGGGGGGAGUCACGGGGCAGCCCUGUUUACAGUGAGAGCUGGUGACAGCAGCGGGGAGCACCCAGCCCUGCCAGCCCCCCAGGGGAGGGGCCUCUAACAAGGCGUGAAUACCGAGCAGCACAAUGCAAGCCUUCUUUAAUACACUUGUGUUUUUUUUUUUGUUUGUUUUUUUUAAACAUCCAAGUAUCUAAUUUUACUCCCAUGGUUUUAAAUCCUUUUUUUAUUCAAAAAAAGCCCAUUUUAAAUCUGAGUUCAGAGUAUAUCUGGGAUAUGAAUUGAAUUUGUUACUUUUACAAAACCUCAGUUUUAGAACCUGUAUAGAUGUCAACAAGAAUAGAUCUUUUAACUAUAAAUGUAAGAGGUCAUUUAUAGUAUAAUUUCUAUAAACCUGUUUUGCUGUAAACUUGAUCGUUUGUAUGGUUUUGAUAGUUGGAUUGUGUUGAUUUUUGUUGUGUACUAGCAUAAAACAUGUAACCCAUCCUGUGUUUGUUUUGUUUCAUCCUACAGACAGUACUUUAGCUCAGACUCGUUAACCAGUGAUUGCUUCCCUUCCUUCUGCAGAAUGAUUCAGCUCCUGCUUUGUUCCUCUUCAGGUUGUGUAAUCGGGAGCUCUCAUUACAAGAAGUAGCUCAACAGUCUGCUGUGCUGCUUUAUUUCCAUUUAUUUCCAGCCUUCAAACACCUGGUUUCACAAAAUCUGUUACACCUACUGCAUAGAGACGACCGUUACUUAAACAUCACUGUUUCCUAGUCUCUGCACAGUGCAAAUUUGAUUGUUGAAUGAAGAGAAUAUACCAGCAUGGCACACCUUUUUUGUUUUGUAUUUAUUUAUUUUUUCGCAUCACAGUAGUACAGUGAAAGUUCAGUAUAGGCAGUUUUUUGUCCUGCUGUUAUUCGACAGCUGUGGUAACUCGCUGAUUGCCCGCUUUACUUGUUUGUGACCCCCGUAUUAACAAUAGCCCGAUUUGUUGUUGACACAGAAGGAAGUUUCUAGUGGCGUAGGUCUGUUAGUGUCACUGGUAUGUCCUUCGUGAAUUGAUGCUGGGUGUUUGACACCAGCACAAGAGAGAGGGAUAGAGGAGGCUGCUGUCGACAUCAGCACUGCAGCUGAAGGCUUUUCUUGGCCUCCAUACAAAUGCUGUGUGUGCAGAACACUGCUCCUGGCUAAUAGUAAACCGCAAUCUUUGUUACCAGUUUAGAUGGAUGAAACCAGAGACGUGUGGAAUAUAAAGUGAUGCCCAAUUUUUUUUUUUUUAAUAUACCAUUGCUUCCUUGUGCAGUUCAUUUGACCUUUUUGAAGUUUCAUUUUAAGACGGUCUUGAACGGAAGUUUAUGUGGCGUGGUUCAGUUUGAAAAGCCUGGGGAAGAUGCGCAUUCACUUUCUAAAGACUUGUUCUCAAAGAAAGACGUUUUGCACAGUCCCAAACCCAGCAGGGUUUUACGUGAGGCAGCACAGGUUUUGUUUUUGAUUAAGACGACAAGCCUUCGGUUCCAGUUGUAUUCCUCUUAAAAGUGACAGCUUUGAGGGUUAGAGCUGAGUAAUGCAACGAUUAAACAUUCAAACACUGGCCUGCUUUGAAAGGAAAAGUACACAUCAGGACAGCGCUGCUUUGCAAAUGAAUAUGCCUGCUCCAGUGUCUGCUUUCUCAAGCCUCUUUCAGUAUAACCCGAUGCAAUGUAAGGCACCAGCCUCGUCGGAGGGGUUUGACAGUCAAACUGCAUCCCAGCAGAACUCUGUGCCAGCUAGAGAUUUCAAUCAAGAGCCCUCAACGGCAAAGGCAUCAUGCUGUUAGAUCCAUGGUUUCCAUUAUGUGCUAAAAAAUGUUUCGCAGGAGUUGUCCUCCUGACAAAGAAAUACACCCCUUGAGAGGUUUCAGAUGUGUGCUUUAUCCAGAGUGGCUGCAGUGGAUGA